Loxodonta africana (African savanna elephant) is the source of this 1151-nucleotide messenger RNA. RefSeq names its product olfactory receptor 5D13-like. Gene Ontology annotation, cellular component: membrane. NCBI's taxonomy places the organism in Eukaryota, Metazoa, Chordata, Mammalia, Proboscidea, Elephantidae. Gene Ontology annotation, molecular function: G protein-coupled receptor activity; odorant binding; olfactory receptor activity. The transcript has a single exon. The record is from RefSeq and is a predicted model, not a curated record. Gene Ontology annotation, biological process: sensory perception of smell; G protein-coupled receptor signaling pathway. Bases 42 to 1064 code for a protein of 340 amino acids.
UAACACAUUUUAAUGUUUUAGCUCAAUGUUUGAAAUGGUAAAUGUUAUAUAAGUAUGUUAUCAUCAUUAAUAUUGUUACUAAUUUUUGUUAUCUUUACUUCAGAAUUUCUCUAGCAACAAUCAUGGCGUUAACUGAAGGAAAUCAGAGUACUGGAGCCACAUUCAUCCUCUUGGGCUUCUCAGAAUACCCAGACCUCCAGGUGCCCCUCUUCAUGGUGGUCCUGGCCAUCUACAUGGUCACUGUGGUGGGGAACCUGGGCAUGAUUGUGAUCAUCAGGAUCAACCCCAAACUCCACACCCCCAUGUACUUUUUCCUCAGUCACUUGUCUUUUGUUGAUUUCUGCUACUCCACUAUAGUUACACCCAAACUAUUAGAAAACUUGGUUGUGGGAGACAGAACCAUCUCCUUCACAGGGUGCAUCAUGCAGUUCUUCUUGGUUUGUGUAUUUGCGACUGCAGAAACAUUCAUGUUGGCAGUGAUGGCCUAUGACCGUUUUGUGGCAGUUUGUAACUCCCUGCUUUACACCAUUGUCAUGUCCCCAGAGCUCUGUGUAUCAUUAGUGGCCGGUCCCUAUGCAUGGGGUAUAGUUGUUUCCCUGACACUCACUUAUUUUCUUCUGGCAUUAUCCUUCUGUGGUUCUACUAUCAUAAAUAACUUUGUCUGUGAGCACUCUGUCAUUAUUUCUGUCUCCUGCUCUGAUCCCUAUAUCAGCCAGGUGCUUUGUUUUGUCAUUGCCAUAUUCAACGAGGUGAGCAGCCUGGUGAUCAUCCUCACUACUUAUAUUUUCAUUUUCAUUACUGUCAUAAAAAUGCCUUCCGACGGGGGGUGCCGAAAAGCCUUCUCCACCUGUGCCUCCCACUUGACUGCCAUCACCAUUUUCCAUGGGACUGUCCUUUUCCUCUAUUGUGUACCCAAUUCCAAAACCUCAUGGCUCAUCGUCAAAGUAGGAUCUGUGUUUUACACAGUGGUCAUCCCCAUGCUGAACCCCCUGAUCUACAGUCUCAGGAACAAAGAUGUGAAGGAGACUGUCAGAAAGUUAAUGAGCUACACAAUACAAUCUUGAAGAUUGAUUUAUUUCUGGAGAGAAUUUGCUCUAUGAUGUUGAAUAUUGUUCAGUGUCCCUAGAAGAGAUGCUAAUUCAAAUUAUCUA